AUGUCGGCGCAGGAGACCGUGCUGGGGCACUCCCUCUCCAGCGCCGCCUUGAUCUCGUCGACCACAUCGAACCCUCUGAUGGAGUUGCGGUUGGGGUUGGAGAGCUUCUCGCUCACGAUGCUGGGGCUGCUGUCCAGCAGGACCGACGCGUCGCAGCCCUUUAUAAAGAAAACACGACACCAAAUGAGGCUACCAAACAUGGGUUCCCUCCAAUCAUCAAUCAUCAUCAGCUGGCUAGCUGGCUAG
This is a messenger RNA of Spirodela intermedia, 246 nucleotides long. The record is from the annotation of a GenBank genome assembly. Lineage: Eukaryota; Viridiplantae; Streptophyta; Magnoliopsida; Alismatales; Araceae.